Molecule: messenger RNA, 529 nt
Organism: Phalaenopsis equestris
Lineage: Eukaryota; Viridiplantae; Streptophyta; Magnoliopsida; Asparagales; Orchidaceae
Product: RING-H2 finger protein ATL79-like
Exons: 1
Coding region: 26-529 (167 amino acids)
Biological process (GO): protein ubiquitination
Molecular function (GO): ubiquitin protein ligase activity
Source: RefSeq, a predicted model, not a curated record
ACAAGCUUUUCUUCUUCAUCCAAGAAUGAUGCCAAGAUCAGUCAUCACCUUCCUAUACCUCCUCGACCUCAUCCAGUACACCGCAUCCUUCCUCCUUUAUCGCAUCGGCCUCAACCCAUCCUUUGAAACAGAGCCGACACCAUGGGACGACGAGGAGUUCUUAUUCAUGUCUGUUGGCAUUUCCAUGCCAACAACAACAUCUACUGCACAGACCUUGAAGAAUAAUUUGCCUGUUAUCGAUUACAAGAGCUUUCUCGAGAGAAAAAGAAAAUCUCCCAUGGCUGAGGCAACGCCAGAUUGUGCCAUUUGCCUUCAGUUCAUAGAGCCUAUGGACCAUGUUCGUGAGCUAGGCAAUUGUUGCCAUGAAUUCCACAUGGAUUGCAUGGACCGGUGGUUGGACCUAGGCCGAUUCAAUUGUCCUCUCUGUAGAUCAGCGGUGUUUCCAUCUCAGGUCGUCUUCUGCAAAGGACCGUUUUCGGUUUUGAAAUUUCUUCUAUUUGGGAAUGAUUCAGUGGCUAGAGGCUGUUGA